Messenger RNA from Girardinichthys multiradiatus, 3066 nucleotides. Its product is annotated as WD repeat domain phosphoinositide-interacting protein 1-like. The coding region runs from base 340 to 1665 and encodes 441 amino acids. Gene Ontology annotation, cellular component: cytosol; extrinsic component of membrane; phagophore assembly site membrane. The record is from RefSeq and is a predicted model, not a curated record. Gene Ontology annotation, molecular function: phosphatidylinositol-3-phosphate binding; protein binding; phosphatidylinositol-3,5-bisphosphate binding. The transcript has 12 exons. Lineage: Eukaryota; Metazoa; Chordata; Actinopteri; Cyprinodontiformes; Goodeidae. Gene Ontology annotation, biological process: autophagy of mitochondrion; protein localization to phagophore assembly site; nucleophagy.
GGCUGAGAGUGACGCAUCCUGCCAUCAGCUGUUUUUGUUUUUCUGUGAGAACACUAGAAGUUAAUACCGCCAUAAUAAAGGAUUCCUGGUUGACUGCAGUUAUUUAAAUCAGCCAGGAGGUGUUACCGUUGAUCUGUGAGCCUGCGGUCCAACUCAUCCUCCAGGCAAUGAGCGCCCCCCGAGCCGCUCUCUGAAACCGGACAUUCCUUCUCUGAAGAGUGCGAGCGUGGCGCUUGGAGUCUGGACGACCAGGAGGAGCAGCGGGCUCCGGCGGGGAUCGGCCCGAGCCAAAGGCCUUCAGCUUCGGACAACGAGACGACAGAGGAUCGGGUGGCUCGGAUGGAGACCCAGGAGACCCCAUCGGAGGGUCCCGGAGCGCACCGACACUUCAUCUGCGCCUCGUUCAACCAGGACACCACUUCUCUGUCUGUGGGCACAAAAAUGGGAUACCGGCUCUUCUCUGUCACGGCUGUGGACAAACUGGACUGCAUCCAUGAGGGAGUGGACGGCCCAGAUGUCUACAUAGUGGAGCGACUGUUCUCCAGCAGUCUGGUCGUAGUGGUCAGUCUUUCCAUGCCCCGUCGAAUGAACGUCUACCACUUCAAGAAGGGUACAGAAAUUUGUAACUAUAGCUACUCCAACAACAUCCUCUCGGUGAAGCUGAACAGACAGCGACUCGUGGUGUGCCUGGAAGAGUCCAUCUACAUCCACAAUAUCAGAGACAUGAAACUACUCAAGACCCUGCUCAACACACCCGUCAACCCAACAGGCCUGUGUGCUCUGUCAGUCAACCACGGUAACUCCUACCUGGCAUAUCCAGGCAGUGCCACCAUUGGAGAGAUCACAGUCUACGACGCCAACAACCUGAGCACCGUGACCCUGAUCCAGGCCCACGACAGUCCGCUGGCAGCCCUGACAUUCAACGCCUCGGGUUCAAAACUGGCCAGUGCGUCUGAGAAGGGGACUGUUAUCAGAGUCUUCAGCAUUCCAGAGGGUCAGAAGUUGUUUGAAUUUCGGCGAGGGAUGAAAAGAUAUGUUAGCAUCAGCUCACUGUCGUUCAGUGCAGACGCUCAGUUCCUGUGUGCCUCCAGCAACACUGAGACUGUUCAUAUCUUUAAACUGGAGCAGCACAGUCCCAGUCAAGAGGAGGAAUCUCCAACAUGGUCAGCAUAUGUGGGGAAAAUGUUCACAGCAGCCAGUACCUACCUGCCCACCCAUGUUUCUGACAUGAUGCACCAGGACCGGGCCUUCGCCACUGUACGACUUGACAUGUCUGGCCUGAAGAACAUCUGUGCUCUGGCUACGAUUCAGAAGCUUCCACGUCUGCUAGUUGCAUCCUCAGAGGGGAACCUCUAUAUCUACAAUGUAGAUCCGCAGGACGGAGGCGAAUGCAUCCUUGUUCAAAAACACAGACUCUUUGAAUCCAGUGAGGAGCAGGAGGAAGAGAAGGAAGAGGAAGACCAAGAGGACGGCCCCCAGCAACCAGCCGGCCAAUCAUAUGCUGCCACUGUGGCUCUCGCUUCAACACCACUUUCCUCCACCACACUCAUGGGUUACUCUGAAGAUGGUGGAGCACAGAAGGGUGAAGUCAUCCCUGAGCAUGAGUUUGCAGAGGGCCCCGUUUGUCUGGAUGAUGAAAACGAGUUUCCUCCAGUCGGCAACUAGAGUAAUUAAACAACCGUUUCCCAAGAUCCCUCCCAUACUCCACUGCACAAAUUCAGACCUACAGUACUUAUUUCAAACAGAAAGGAUGGUCAAAACUAAUACUGAUGACGAGACGUUGGCUCCCCUGACCUUCCACUAAGCUCAUCGUUUACCUUGGAUACAGUGUUAGUAAAGAGUAUUACUUUCUGCUGGUUCUCGUGUUCUGCGUUCCUCUAAUCUUGUAUGAAAUCUGGAAAAAGAAGAACUAGGACAUCUCUCAUUAGGAACACAGGAGUACCCAAUAUAAUGCCAUAACCAACAGUGUUAAAUAUUUCUAUGUAAUAUGCAUAAAGCAAGAGACUUUGACAGAGAAUUAACCUUACUGAUGUAGAUAAAUGACAAUGAAGAAAAGAAACAAUAUUUCAUGAAGAUUUAUGAAACCUGAUUUUUUUUUCCAUUUUAAUUUCAAUAUUUUUUCUAUGUCAAUACUGCACUUUUUUUCUUAAUCAAAUGUUAUACAUUUAGAAAAAUAGUCUGACAUUUCAGGGGUUUGGCUGGAGGCAUGCUAGGAGUUUACAUUUGGCAUCAAGUGUCACCCUAACUAUAUCAAAAAGUGACUGGUAACUGUUUAUAAGUCCUGCAAAGCAUUUCAUUUAUAUGUUCUGGGUUGUUUUCUAUUAGUCCAGGCCUGGAUAAUCCAACCAUACUGGCACCAGUUCAGCUCCCACUGCAAUAUUUUUCUCUGAGACCUCAUUUAAACUGAAAGCGAGUGAGCGGUGGGGUAUACCCAAAACAGCUACUAAAAACAGUUUUUUUUCUAAAUAAUUUACCCCCCUUGACCUUUUUACAUUUUGUCACAUUACAGCUGAACUUUUACUGAGUCAUGCUAAUACAUGAAUAUGCUUUGAUAUAAACAUGGGGUGCCAACAGGUUCCCUUUAGGAUUGGGAUGUCUUUAGUUCCAUCCAUCUUAUCAUCAACUCUGACCAACGUUCCAGCCCCUGCUGAAGAUGUGCGUCCCCUCAGCAUCAUACUGCCACCACCAUGCUUUACAGUGUGUAUGGUGUAUUCAGGUUAAUGCGAAGCCUUGGCUGCUGUCAGACGUGGCGCUUGCAUAUAGGCCAAUAAUUGCAGUUUUAGUCUCUUCUGACCAGAGCUACUUGUACCCCAUGCUGAAUGUGUUCCCUUCAUGGAAUAAGGUAAACAGCAAAUGGGACCUUUUACAGCUCAGACUGUCAGUGUGUUUCAGAUAUUUUGUUUUCAUUCUUUCUUGUUGGGAUUGAAAUAUGUUUUAAUAUGUUGUUGCUUAUGUUAACUUUUAACCACACAGAUUUUAUUUCUCCAAAAAUGUCAUUUUCCUUUCUCUUCACAGUUAUGUUCAACUUGUUAGUGUCUCUAUUCCAUUAAAUUGUAAUUAAAUACA